This is a messenger RNA of Brettanomyces nanus, 1278 nucleotides long. RefSeq lists its product as uncharacterized. NCBI's taxonomy places the organism in Eukaryota, Fungi, Ascomycota, Pichiomycetes, Pichiales, Pichiaceae. The record is from RefSeq and is a predicted model, not a curated record. The transcript has a single exon. The coding region runs from base 1 to 1278 and encodes 425 amino acids.
AUGCGCUCGCUAAUUGAUCUUCCCCCUGAGAUAGUUGAUACCAUCUUCAAGUUGGUGCCCAGUUACUUAAAUUGCACCUGCAAGUUCUUCUACGUGAUGUACAACAAUAUGUACGAGGAACGGUUUCUAAAGGAGUUCGGUUCGGAAAUUCUUAAUGUCAUUGCCUUUUGUGAUCUUCCUUACCUUGUUGAUUACAUUAAAUCUUUUGAUCAAUGGCCCAGGUAUAGGGUUGCAAGAAGAAUAGUAUCGGAUUACUACCAUUUGCCAGAACAUCAUAGUGUUGAUUCUGACAAUGAUGCCACCUCCAUAUUAAACUGUCAGUACAUAAAGGACUCUUGGAAGUUUAUAUAUGGGAUAUACAAAAACCGAUGUGUGUUUAUUGAGCUCGGAGAUUUCAAGGUGGACGAAUUUGGUUCCCAGUAUGAAAAUGGAUCUUUGAAGCUCACUGGAUCCCACUUACUUAAUUACAAGAAGACGAUACAGCUAACCACUGGAAGGUAUCGCGUUGGCUAUGGGAUUGUUAUAGAUGGGGGACGUCCAAAUGGAUUGGAUGCUACUUGCUUUAGUCUGCAAGUUCAUGCUACCCAGGAAAAGCUAAUUACAUAUUUUCCUCCAAACAUGUUACCGGAACUAUUUCCUAAAGACAAGUUUGUGAUGCUCAAUCUUGGAACUUUCUAUUUAAAGCCACAAGAUGAUGAAAGUACAUUUAAUAGGUUGAUUGAUGUUGACAUUAAGGUGGAAGAAUCGGGAUUAUACCCCAAAACAAACUUUGCUCUAUGUUAUAUGGAGAUCCGCCCAAUUCCUUCAACAAAUGAUAGGAUUUCAUCUCUUCCUUCGUGGCUUUCUUGGUGGAUUGCUAAUGAUGGCCCUGAAGCUAAACAUAUUACUAAUGUGCUACUAAUGAAAUUGUACCAUACAAUCAACCAAUCACUGUCUCAUAUGAGACAUGACAAAUCUGCUAAUCCAUAUCAAGUGUUAGGUAGUUAUAGGCGGAGGCAAGAGAUAGGUACAGAAAAGAAAAUCUCUGGGAUUCAAGACUAUGGUCAUCCAAGCGGUUUAGUCUAUGGAAUGACAGAAAAAGAAAUCGAUAGGUAUAUUAAGCGUUUCUUCUGUCCUUAUAACAGCCACCAUGAUAGAAUAUACCGAAAUUUCAAAUUCGAAACACAUAUUGAUGAAAUGGAUUGGAAGUCCAGGAUAUCAAAGGAUGAUGCAUUGUGGUGUGAUGACGAUCCUCUUGUUUGGAAAGUUCCUCAUUUCAGGGACUACGCCUGCGAGUAG